AUGGAGGACGGGGCGCGUCUCGCUGAGCUUGCGGCGAAGAAGCUGCAAGUGAACCCCACAGACGCCGAGGAUGUCCCAGAGAUUGAGAGAGACUCGGAGAACACGAGUGCGGAGCGCACGGGCGAUGUGCCUGCGCUGCAUGCGUCGGUCCCCGAUGCGGCGUUUGCACCGAGCGCGGCCGGCGUCGGUGCGUCGAGCGGUGCGCGGCUGACGAUGCCUAUGCCGCGUGCGCCUGCCACAGUAGAGGGUGUGACGCCCGGGGGCCUGAGCGCAGCCCCCCCCCAGCCGCCGAACCGCUCGCCGGUCAAGGGCGGGUCGGCGCAGGGCGGCUUUGCUGGUGCGAACGAGCGGACAAAGCAGCUCGCAAACACCAAGUAUCCCCCCGGUCUCCAAGCGAAGCUCGCAGCGAAACUCGAUGCCUCGCUGCUGAACCGCACGCCGCGGCCCGGAGCUGCCGGUGCGAUACCUGUGCGGCCUGGCGCCGUGCCCGCGCGACCUGCGCGCCCCGGAUUGCGCCUGAGCGACAUGGGUAUUAAUCUGAGUGCGAGCGGGACGUGUGCCUCGGCGCAAAAGCCUGGCCUGUCUGCCGGCCGCCCCAAGAUGAGUCUCGGCAAGCUGCCUGGUGCGGCGCCUGCGCAGAGCAUGGAUACACCCUUUGCCAACUUUAGCAAGAUUGUGGACCCCUCGGGCCGUCUCAAUUUCGACGGAAAAGCGGUGCUGCACGCGUCCGGCGUCGAGUUCCGGAACGGCACCUCGUUCAGCAUCAACAUGCAGGAGUUGGAGCUGCAGGAGCAGCUUGGAUUCGGAAAUUAUGGUACGGUGAACAAGGUGCGGCACACGCGCACCAAAGUGGAUAUGGCCAUGAAGGAGAUCCGCCUUGAGCUCGACCAGGCGAAGCUCAAUGCCAUCAUUAUGGAACUGGAUAUUCUCCACCGUGCCAUUGCGCCGCAGAUUGUCGAGUUCUACGGCGCGUUCUUUGUGGAGAGCUGUGUAUACUACUGCAUGGAGUACAUGGACGUGGGCAGUCUGGAGAAGCUGUGUGCCGGCCGCAACUGUGCCGUCCCCGAGUCGGUGCUGGCACGCAUUGCCUCGUCCACGGUCAAGGGACUGAGUUUUUUGAAAGACGAGCUCCAGAUCAUCCACCGCGACAUCAAGCCGACGAAUAUUCUGAUCAACUCCAAAGGCGAGGUGAAGCUGUGCGAUUUUGGCGUCUCGGGCCAGCUCGAAAAGAGUCUCGCCAAGACGAAUAUCGGCUGCCAGAGCUACAUGGCACCUGAGCGCAUCAAGGGCGACGGGCGCAACAGCCGCACGACCUACACCACUGCCUCGGAUGUAUGGUCGCUCGGCCUGACGCUCGUCGAGGUCGCGAUGGGCGUGUAUCCCUAUCCCCCUGAAACCUUUACCAAUGUCUUUGCGCAGCUGCAGGCAAUCGUUGACGGCGAUACACCCACGCUGCCGUACCCGAGCAAGGAACCGAUCACGGUCACCUCGCCGGCCGGCGUACGCUCCGACCUGGAGCUAGGCGAGUGCACCUACGGCGACGAUUCGCGCGACUUUAUUGCGCAGUGCCUCCGCAAAAUACCCGAGCAGCGCCCGAGCUACGCGGAGCUGCUCGAGCACCCGUUCCUGCAGCAGGACGAGGCGCGGAAGGACGAAGUGGACAUGCGUGAAUGGGUCACCGCCGCACUCGAGAAGCAGAUCGAGCGCCGUGCUGCGCUAGAGAAAGUACAUACGCCUUAG
This is a messenger RNA of Malassezia japonica, 1740 nucleotides long. It is a transcript of the gene wis1, whose product is annotated as mitogen-activated protein kinase kinase. Lineage: Eukaryota; Fungi; Basidiomycota; Malasseziomycetes; Malasseziales; Malasseziaceae. Gene Ontology annotation, molecular function: MAP kinase kinase activity; ATP binding. The record is from RefSeq and is a predicted model, not a curated record. The transcript is spliced from 2 exons. Bases 1 to 1740 code for a protein of 579 amino acids. Gene Ontology annotation, biological process: protein phosphorylation; cellular hyperosmotic response; MAPK cascade.